Dicentrarchus labrax (European seabass) is the source of this 1085-nucleotide messenger RNA. RefSeq names its product microfibril-associated glycoprotein 4. Gene Ontology annotation, biological process: elastic fiber assembly. Bases 162 to 881 code for a protein of 239 amino acids. The record is from RefSeq and is a predicted model, not a curated record. The transcript is spliced from 6 exons. Lineage: Eukaryota; Metazoa; Chordata; Actinopteri; Moronidae.
GGACAUAUAAUACAUAUACACCUUAUCGUUGGGAAACAGCAGCUGUUCAGUAAAUGUGAUCUUUGGAAUAUAAAUAAGCGAGAGACACGUCAGAGAAAUCAGAGCGUCCAGAGACACUGACAUCAGGAUUUCCAUCUGCUCAAUUCAGCAGAAAUCUGACCAUGAAGCUGCUAUCAGUCCUCCUCCUCCUCCUGGCUCCAGUAUUAACCAGCUGCAUCCCUCUGGUCCUCCCAGUGGACUGCAGCGACAUCUAUAAUAAUGACAACAGCCAGUCCACGGGAGUGUACACCAUCUAUCCCAUCGGAGCCACAUCUGCUGUUCAGGUGUACUGUGACAUGGACUCAGAAGGAGGACGGUGGACGGUGUUCCAGAGGAGGAUGGACGGCUCAGUGAACUUCUACAGACCCUGGGACCAGUACAAGACGGGCUUCGGUAGCGCUGCUGGAGAGUACUGGCUCGGUCUUGAGAAUCUCUUCCACCUGACUCUGAGGAAAAAGUACGAGCUGCUGGUUGACAUGGAGGACUUUGAGGGAAAUAAAGUGUUUGCUCGUUACUCCUCAUUCUCCAUUGACCCAGAGUCCCACGGAUACAGACUGAAUGUAUCUGGAUUCACUGAUGAAGGGGCAGGAGACGGACUGAGUUAUCACAACGGACAGAAGUUCUCCACCUUCGACAAAGACCAGGACUCCUCAGACAGGAACUGUGCCAAAUUCUUCCUGGGGGCGUUCUGGUACAAUGAUUGUCACCGUUCAAAUCCCAAUGGAGUUUAUCGUUGGGGGGCUGAUGGUACUAUCUUUGCUGUUGGAGUGGAGUGGAAACAUUGGAAGGGUCAUGACUACUCCCUGAAGACCAUCAGCAUGAAGAUCCGUCCUGUGCAGUAGUUCUCCAGGACCAAUGUACAGCAGAAUAUCAUCAGCUGACACCAACCUGUAAUCACACAUAACCUUCAGAUGGAAAAAAAGAUGGCAAAGCAGCUGUGAAAAGAUUUUGAACUAGUUUGAGCAAACUGUUUGGUGAAGGUUUUCAACCCUAAUGUGAAUCAUUAUCUGCUGGACGCUGACAAUAAAUGAGGAGCUGAGCAGAAA